AACCUGAACAGACCAGCUCCCUGGCACAAGCCCUCUAACAAGUACAUCUAUAGAUCUAGGUGCGGGUGAUUUGCAUUAAAGAUUUGCUGUGGAUUUGACUAGAAAAUCUGUCAUUAGUCUGUCCGUUUUUUGGACUAACAGUAUUAAAUACUGGGACUGACAGUCAAAAGAUGGCUGGAUGGGCUUGGUCUUCUGACUGGGAUAGCCACCAAGAUGAAGACGUUGACGUGUCCAACUACAAGGUACCUUUGUCAAAGGACUCCCUGAUCCUCCUGAUAGACUGCUCUAAGAAGAUGUUUGAGAGUUCAGAUGAUUCUGAGCAAUCCUUUGACUUAUCCUUCAAGUGUGCGAGAAGUGUUCUAUUGAACAAAAUCAUCAGCAGUGACAAAGACAUGGUUGGGAUUGUCUUUUUUGGCACUGCGAAAGACAAGAAUCCUAGCGACUUCAAGCAUGUUUACAUCUACCAGGAUUUAGAUUCACCAGAUGCUCCAAGGAUUAAAGAAAUCGAGGAGCUUAUUGAUGGUAACUACGGAAGUUUCAGUAGUGAUUUUGGGCACUGUGAGGACUUCUCUCUCAGCGAUGUGCUAUGGACAUGCUCUUCUAUGCUUGCAACCAGUGGCAGCAAGUAUGGCCACAAGCGGAUACUGCUCUUUACCAAUUGUGAUAGCCCACAUGCCCUGGAUUCUUCCAAGCAGCGCCAAGCAAAAACAAGGGCAAAGGAUCUGGCUGACAAUGGUGUUGAGAUUGAGAUUAUGCAUAUUGGGAACUGUUUUAAUUAUGACGCGUUUUAUAGGCAUAUUGCCUUCUCAGUCGAUGAGGACUUGCCUCAACCUAACCCUUCCGAGAAGUUUGAUGAGCUCCUAACUCGUGUUCGAUCUAAGGAAUUCAAGCGACGGCCAAUGCAGAAAAUUACAUUGAAGUUAGGGAAUGGUGUGGAGAUGGGCACCGCUGUGUACUGCCCUGUUCGCGAAGCCAAAAAACCUAGUUUUGCUCGCUUGGAUCAGAGAACCAAUGUUGAGCUCAAGACACAGACAAAAUUUCUUUGUGAGGACACAGGAGUUGACUUGAUGCCAACUGAUAUCAAACUUUACCAGCAAUUUGGAGGAGAAAAGUCAGUUUUUGAAAAAGAUGAAGUGCAAAGCUUGAAAGCGAUGUGUUCUAAGGGACUAACCCUAAUGGGUUUCAAACCAAUUGAUCAGCUUAAAGAACAGUAUUAUGUGAAGCCUGCUAGCUUUAUCUACCCUGUGGAAGAGGUUGUCACAGGAAGCACACGUUUCUUUUCUGCUAUGCUGAUGAAGUGUUUGCACAGAAAUGUGUUCGCCAUCUGCCAAUGUGUGGCUUCCUCCAAUUCUGCACCACGUCUUGUAGCUCUUCUCCCACAAGCUGAAGAGGUUGAUGAGAACGGUCUCCAGAUAUCCCCAGCUGGUUUUCAUUUAUUGUAUCUACCGUACUCUGAGGAUCUAAGACAGUUGACAGUUGAAAAUACAGAGAAAGCCCAGCCUGAGCUCGUUGACAAAGCCAAGGAGAUUGUGAAGAAGCUGACAUUCAGUUUUGAGAGCGAUGCCUUCGAAAAUCCAGUGUUGCAAAGACAUUAUCGUCAGCUGGAAGCCAUUGCUUUGGAAAAAGACAGUGCUGAAGAAGUGUUUGAUCUCACAGCUUCUGACGAUAGCCUCAUUCGAAAAAGAGUUGGAUCUCUUCUAGAUGAAUUUAAAAAUCUGACAAAUCCUUUCGGUUUGAGUGACACCAAAGGAAGGAAACAAAAGAGCAAGGCUAAUGAGGCUACUAAUAUAGCCAAACGCUCUAAAGUAACAGAUUCUGAUGAGGAUAUUCUUGAGCUUGUCACCCGGUAUGCUUCAAACAAAAAGUUGAAUACACUCACUGUCAGCCAGUUGAAGAGUUACUUGAAUGCCACUGGGAACAAAUGUACUGGAAAAAAGCAACAGUUGAUAGACUUUAUAUAUCAGCAGGUUGGAGAGCCGACAGUAUGAUUAUAGUUAUUCAAAGUUUGUUUAAUAUUAUAUGAUCACACCUUAAUUACGAAGUGUUAUAUAUUGGAACCUCUGAAUAAGUUGGUGCAAAGAUAA
This is a messenger RNA of Halichondria panicea, 2084 nucleotides long. Its product is annotated as X-ray repair cross-complementing protein 6-like. Gene Ontology annotation, cellular component: Ku70:Ku80 complex; nucleus. The coding region runs from base 171 to 1988 and encodes 605 amino acids. Gene Ontology annotation, molecular function: damaged DNA binding; telomeric repeat DNA binding; DNA helicase activity. Lineage: Eukaryota; Metazoa; Porifera; Demospongiae; Suberitida; Halichondriidae. The record is from RefSeq and is a predicted model, not a curated record. The transcript is spliced from 21 exons. Gene Ontology annotation, biological process: double-strand break repair via nonhomologous end joining; telomere maintenance.